Messenger RNA from Lodderomyces theae, 618 nucleotides. RefSeq lists its product as uncharacterized. The record is from RefSeq and is a predicted model, not a curated record. Bases 1 to 618 code for a protein of 205 amino acids. Gene Ontology annotation, cellular component: chloroplast. Lineage: Eukaryota; Fungi; Ascomycota; Pichiomycetes; Serinales; Debaryomycetaceae. The transcript has a single exon.
AUGAUACAACAACCCACGUACUAUGAGAUACUAAAUAUCCCCUCAACCGCAACCCAAGACCAAAUCAAGGUUGCCUACAAGCUGAAACUACUAUCAAAUCACCCCGACAAAAAGAACCCAUCGGUGAUUAUAACCACAACCACAACUACAACGACAAUCUCAGCGACCUCUGAUUCAAGAGCUACUUCAUCCAACCCCGACAUCAACCUGAUCAUCACUGCAUACGCAACACUAUCCUCACCUCGAUUGCGAGCGCAAUACGACUCGGACUUGCAAACGAAAUCCAAAAUUAGUGGCGUUAAUCUAACUGGUGAUGGUCUUGAUUCAUUCACCUUGGAUGAUUUUCAAUGUAUCGAAGUAGAAAAGGAGAAAAGCGAGGAUAGCGUGGCCGACGAUGUAAACGAUGGCAACUCCGAUCUUGACGCCCAUGAAGUCCAGUUCGUCAAGAUGUGCCCUCGAUGUCAGUGUGAACAAGGCAUGGUUUUGACGGAAGAAGAUUUGAUUACCAAAGGGACCAAAAGUGAAGAUGAUCAAGACGGAGGCAGGUUUGAUAUCAUAGUUCAGUGCAAUAGUUGCAGUUUAUGGAUUCAUGUCAAGUACUACGAAGAGGUAGAGUAA